Alternaria rosae is the source of this 1636-nucleotide messenger RNA. Its product is annotated as C2H2 type zinc finger domain-containing protein. Gene Ontology annotation, cellular component: nucleus. Gene Ontology annotation, biological process: regulation of transcription by RNA polymerase II. The transcript is spliced from 2 exons. Lineage: Eukaryota; Fungi; Ascomycota; Dothideomycetes; Pleosporales; Pleosporaceae. The record is from RefSeq and is a predicted model, not a curated record. The coding region runs from base 420 to 1238 and encodes 272 amino acids.
UUCGCAAUUUCUAACUUGGUCCCUUUCAGGCCGUCCUCCAGGGCCCAGUGGAGUUUCAGGCACUGCAAGAUAUGACAACACCGCCACUGCCCGCUACGCUUUCUCGACGAAUCUGACGCCCCAGCCUUACCGUUGUGGAGUGGUCCCUAGUGCGCUCCCGGGCUAAUCCUGUACACCCCGGACUAGCAGCCUUACCAUACCCUAAUCCCUAGAGUUUGGGUCUGUGCCUUAAGACUGGUCAUUCUCACCCAUCUGUUGCACUUCCCGCUUAAGACGCACUGGCCUACUCUCUGCAUGAUAUACAACCCGCGUUGGCUUCGACUUGCGGCCAUUUGACGACCACCAGAUACCCCUUCCUGUUAUAUCACCGCCAUUCUGGGAACCACUCCUGAACACUACCACACCUGGCGUCACCCACGAUGACUUUCUUUUCGUCCGAAGCAGAACUAGCCCUCAUGGCGCCGGUUGACGGCAUGGGUCACCUCUACCCCUCUAGCACAUGCCAAUCACCCCCCAGCAUCAUGUAUUCACCACCACUACACCACAUGGCCCAUCGACCCCAAACGACCAUGUCUGCACACGCAGGAAUGUACACUCCACCCCAAGAUUACAGACCGGUCAUGGAGUCCCCAUACCCACCUCACGCACUCUGGUCGACACAACCCUCAUCAAUACCGCUACCUCAAGUAACGUCGUAUUCCUACCCAUCUUUCUCCGAGAUGGCAUCUCCCCCGAUGCUUGCGCAUGACUCAACGCUGCUCUCACAAUCUUUCGGUGCGUCUCGACCGUCAAGAUCGCACUCCACAUCGUCAUCCGCAGGUCAUGGCAUGCCGUCCAACGUCCCAUCUGAAAGAUCACCACCUGCCCUAUCGCGGUCGCUCUCACCUUCUUCGCCGGAUCUUCGAUCCUAUGGUAUUCCGAACAAGAACGGUACAUGGAGUUGUGCCUUCCCAGGAUGUACUUCAAGAGCAGUUUUCACUCGGGGCUGCGAUCUAAGGAAGCACUACAAAAGGCAUACAAAGUCCUUCUUUUGCCGUCAUGGCGACUGCCCACAGUCUACAGGAGGAGGCUUUUCGAGUAAAAAGGAUCUUGCAAGACAUGAGGCCAAGCACAACCCGGGUGUAUUGUGUGACUGGGACGGAUGCGACAGGGUCUUCAGUCGCGUGGACAAUAUGAGAGAUCAUGUCAAGCGGAUUCACCUUAAAGCGUCUAGGAAAUCUUCAACAACGUCCUCCUAGUUAUCGCGCUCCUGAUACAACUACCAACUGUCAUGCCUCACAAAACCAUUGUUUCAGCGCCUACGUCGUCUAUAACUCUUACUCUGGUUCGAGUCAUCGCCGUAACCCUUCGCUAGGAGCGUCUACGGCGAAAAAACUGGAGAUUUACUCGCCAAGAAAAGGUCACAGACUGAUAGGACCACAAACUUUUCACUUUCGUUCAUGAUACCCUUAUUUUGCAUUUACAUUCCCAUUCAUCUAUCACUGCAGCAUUAUCUGCGUCGUCGCAUUGCUAUGGCGUUUUUUAAACUAGAGAAGUCUGAGCAGAGUCAACUGGUUCAUCCAAGGAGGAUACAGCACGGUUAGAACGCUUGUUGGGAAUUGGUGUGCAUAGAUGCAGAUGGCGCCGCUGUUGCCUA